AUGCUCAAUCUUACUGGUAAGAUCGAGACUAUGGGUGGCCAGAUCGCCAUGCAGGAGAAAGCCAUCGAGGACAAGCUGCUGAGGCUCCAAGAGUUGCAAGAUGGGACCAAUGAGGCUGAGAAGGCGGUGGCGGAGAAGGUCAAGCUGGAUGAGAUGCGUGCUCAGGCAAUGGAAGUUGAUCAGGAGCAGGUGGCCAACGAGGCGAAGGAGAAGGCUCUGGAAGAGGCCAGCGAGGACGCGCUCAAGACGACGCUGGCGUCAGCAGGAGUCACGGCGCCAACUGGCCCGGCGGAGCUGCGUAGUGCUGCCAAGAAGCUUCUCCACUUCAAGCAUCGGGACAAGAUCCAG
Molecule: messenger RNA, 348 nt
Organism: Prorocentrum cordatum
Lineage: Eukaryota; Dinophyceae; Prorocentrales; Prorocentraceae
Source: the annotation of a GenBank genome assembly